AAGCAUGUUGCGCUCAACAAAUGCAAUGAUCAUGGGCGUAUCCAAUGUCGAUUGCUAAUAAAUCGGAGCCUGGCAAAGUUGUUUAAACUUUGUAAAUGUAAGCACUGUCUUACACAAUAUAUGGCGAGUGGUAGCAGAUUCUGUGUUCUGGUUACUGUGCUUUGCUGCACAUGGAGUUUUUCAGUGAGAGGAGAUAGUCCUAGCCAAACCCAAUUUGGAAGGAAAUCUUUCCCUUCGGACUUUGUAUUUGGACUUGGAUCUGCUCCCUAUCAGUAUGAAGGGGCAGCUAAAGAGGAUGGAAGGGGGAUAAGUAUUUGGGAUACAUUUUCACACACUCCAGGCAAAAUUGCUGAUGGCAGCAAUGGUGAUGUUGCCAACGAUCAGUACCACCGUUAUAAGGAGGACAUCAAACUUUUGGUUGAUUUGGGAGUUAAGUCGUAUAGAUUUUCCAUUGCCUGGCCUCGCAUCUAUCCAAAGGGAAGAGGGAUUGUGAAUAGAAAGGGUAUAAUCCAUUACAACAAUCUAAUCGAUGAGCUUCUGAAAAAUGGUAUAGAGCCAUUGGUUACAAUAUUCCAUUGGGAUCUUCCACAGGUUCUUCAGGAUGAAUACGGGGGUUUCCUGAGUGAAAAGAUUGUGAAAGAUUUUGUAGCGUAUGCUGACACAUGCUUUGAAGCCUUUGGCGAUCGAGUGAAGAAAUGGGUAACGUUAAACGAGCCGCUAUCUAUUGUUUUGCAAGGAUAUAACACUGGAAACUAUGCACCUGGCCGGUGCUCCAAGUCAAUUGCAAAUUGCACAGAAGGAGAUUCAGCUACGGAACCCUAUAUAGUUGCUCAUAAUUUUCUUCUUUCACAUGCCGCAGCUGUCAAACUAUACAGGGACAAAUAUCAGAAAAAGCAGAAGGGCUCGAUAGGCAUCUCGCUGAUUACUCCCUGGUUUAUUCCAUACACCAACUCUUUGAGCGACCAGAAAGCUACUCGACGGAUUCUUGAUUUCUACUUUGGCUGGUUCAUGGACCCUAUUACAAGUGGUGAUUAUCCAACUACAAUGAGAUCUUAUGUGGGCACUCGACUGCCUCAUUUCACCUUACAACAGUCAAAACUGUUAAAGGGUUCAUUUGAUUUUGUGGGCAUCAACUAUUAUACAGCCUAUUAUGCUCUUAACAACAACGCUACACCCAAUGCCACGCCUACCGAUUUUACUGCUGAUUAUCGAGUGAAUUUCACCGGUGUUAAGAACGGCAUUCUCAUUGGAGCCCAGGCGGGAUCAAGUUGGCUUUACGUGUAUCCACGGGGGAUAAGAGCAUUACUAAACUUCAUCAAAGUACGAUACGGCAACCCACCUAUUUACAUCACAGAAAACGGUGUAGAUGAAAAAACUAAUGCAAGCAAGCCUUUGAAGGAGUCUUUGAAUGAUACCUGGCGUAUUGAGUCUACUUCCAAGCAUCUCUUAAACCUUUUCCUAGCACUAAGGGAUGGAUGUAAUGUGUUGGGAUAUUAUGGAUGGACUUUUCUGGAUGAUUUUGAAUGGGACAGCGGAUAUUCAUUGAGAUUUGGUUUCUAUUUUGUGGACCGUCUUCAUAAUUUCACAAGAUAUCCAAAGGCGUCGGCUUACUGGUUAAAGGAUUUUCUGCAUCACUAGUAAGUCGUGAUCAAAAUACAGGGUCCAUAACUAUCUGAACUAUAUUUUUAUUGCCAUGACCAACAAUGAAUUUUAUAUAUAUAUAUUUCUCCAGCAUUAGUAGGUCCGUAUCUGAACUAUAUUAUUAUUGGCAUGACCAACAAUAAAUUUUAAAUAUAUUUAUGGUUUCUUUUAUUUUA
Messenger RNA from Cryptomeria japonica (Japanese cedar), 1817 nucleotides. RefSeq names its product beta-glucosidase 12. Gene Ontology annotation, biological process: carbohydrate metabolic process. Bases 121 to 1638 code for a protein of 505 amino acids. The record is from RefSeq and is a predicted model, not a curated record. Gene Ontology annotation, molecular function: beta-glucosidase activity. NCBI's taxonomy places the organism in Eukaryota, Viridiplantae, Streptophyta, Pinopsida, Cupressales, Cupressaceae. The transcript is spliced from 14 exons.